GAGGGGCCGAACCCUCUUUUCUGCCUUCGUCGUCGUCUGUGUGGACUACGCUUGGGCGCUGUGUUCCUCCAUCCAUGCAGGGCAGCACGAGGAGAAUGGGCGUCAUGACUGAUGUCCACCGGCGGUUCCUCCAGCUGCUGAUGACUCACGGGGUGCUGGAAGAGUGCGAUGUCAAGCGCUUGCAGAAGCACUGCUAUAAGGUCCAUGACUGUAAUGCUACCGUAGAGAAGUUGGAGGACUUCAUCAACAACAUUAACAGUGUCUUGGAGUCCUUGUACAUAGAGAUAAAGAAAGGCGUCACGGAAGAUGACGGGAGACCCAUUUACGCACUGGUGAAUCUUGCAACGACUUCAAUUUCUAAAAUGGCCUCAGAUUUUGCAGAGAAUGAGCUGGAUCUCUUUAGAAAGGCUUUGGAACUGAUUAUUGACUCAGACACUGGCUUUGCGUCUUCCACAAAUAUUUUGAACCUGGUUGAUCAGCUUAAAGGCAAGAAGAUGAGGAAGAAGGAAGCCGAGCACGUGCUGCAGAAGUUUGUACAGAACAAGUGGCUGAUUGAGAAGGAAGGGGAGUUCACCCUGCACGGCCGGGCCAUCCUGGAGAUGGAGCAGUACAUCCGGGAGACGUACCCUGACGCCGUGAAGGUCUGCAACAUCUGCCGUGGCCUGCUCAUCCAGGGUCAAAGCUGCGAGACGUGUGGAAUCAGGAUGCACUUACCUUGUGUGGCCAAGUACUUCCAGUCCAGCACGGAGCCGCACUGCCCCCAUUGUAACGACUACUGGCCCCACGAGGUGCCAGAGGUCUUCGACCCCGAGAAGGAGAGGGAGACUGGUAUGUCCAGAUCGAACAAAAGGUCCUUGCGGUCCCGGCAGCACUAGCCAGGCCGCCGCCUUCGGGGGAGUGACCGGGUGCUCCCCUGGGAAGAGAGGCAUCAGUUUCAUGGUUCACGUGGAUCACCUCUUUUUAUCUUGUACGUUCGCUUGUUAACAGGUUUGAAUAAACUUGCUCAGCAGCC
This is a messenger RNA of Dama dama (fallow deer), 1012 nucleotides long. RefSeq names its product NSE1 homolog, SMC5-SMC6 complex component (gene NSMCE1). The transcript has 8 exons. The coding region runs from base 75 to 875 and encodes 266 amino acids. Gene Ontology annotation, biological process: DNA damage tolerance; double-strand break repair via homologous recombination. Gene Ontology annotation, cellular component: nucleus; Smc5-Smc6 complex. Lineage: Eukaryota; Metazoa; Chordata; Mammalia; Artiodactyla; Cervidae. The record is from RefSeq and is a predicted model, not a curated record. Gene Ontology annotation, molecular function: ubiquitin-protein transferase activity.